Panicum hallii is the source of this 2058-nucleotide messenger RNA. RefSeq names its product probable magnesium transporter NIPA8. Lineage: Eukaryota; Viridiplantae; Streptophyta; Magnoliopsida; Poales; Poaceae. The coding region runs from base 540 to 1805 and encodes 421 amino acids. Gene Ontology annotation, biological process: magnesium ion transport. The transcript is spliced from 14 exons. Gene Ontology annotation, molecular function: magnesium ion transmembrane transporter activity. The record is from RefSeq and is a predicted model, not a curated record. Gene Ontology annotation, cellular component: membrane.
CCUUCCUUCCCUCCUCGGUCCGGCCUCCUCGUCGUCCUCCACCACAUCGCAGCUUCGCUCGUUGCCCCGCCUCGCUUCGCCUCCUGUCGCGCCCUUCAGCCGCCGCGUCCACCCGAGCAUCCCCUGCUCCCAGCCGCUGCCUUCCGCCGCCUCCGCCUCGCCUCGCCUCGCCGCGCCCGCCCUCGUCCUCACGCUUCCUCGGCGGACCUCGCCGUCAGCGGAUCCGGCCGCGCGGGGUGCCGUCGUGAGCCGGCCCUGCGGCGCGUGGGCAGCAGUGGAGCGGAGGCCCUCCUGCGGCCCGCUCUGAGGAGCAAGCACGCGGCACGAUUUGCUGGCUGAGCUCUACACUGGUUCUUGGAGGUUUGUGACAGACUACCGGGGUGAACACACCCAAGCAGAAAGGGGGAAAAAGGAUAGAGAAAGAAAGAUCUCAAUGGUUUGAAGUCUUCUGUCAGAAACAAGAGCAAUGUGCUGUUGUAGAAGGGGCUUGUUGAAGGAGCAUCCCAUAUAUUUGUAGGAGAUACCUGUACGCUUUACUCAUGGGCGACUGGGUUAUAGGGGCGUUGAUAAACAUUGUGGGGAGUGUUGCCAUAAACUUCGGUACCAACCUUCUGAAAUUGGGCCAUGAUCAGAGAGAAAAGCUUUCUGCAAUUAACAACAGUGAGGGCAAUGACAAAUUCGUUCCAAAAUCAGUUAUGCAUUUCCAGACUUGGAGAAUAGGUAUACUCUUUUUUGCUGCUGGGAACUGCCUCAACUUCAUGUCCUUUGCAUAUGCUGCACAGUCACUUCUUGCAGCUCUUGGAUCAAUCCAGUUUGUGUCCAAUAUUGCAUUUGCCUAUUUUGUGUUGAACAAGACUAUUUCAGUGAAAGUCAUGGUAGCCACAACAUUCAUCGUCUUUGGCAACAUCUUCUUAGUUUCCUUCGGCAACCAUCAAUCACCUGUUUACACACCGGAGCAGUUGAUCGCAAAAUACAGCAAUUUGGUGUUUGUUCUUUAUUGCAUGUCAUUGGUCUUUGUGGUUGCAUUCAACCAUUAUCUCUAUAGGAGUGGAGAGAAUAUUAUUUCAAAUAGUUCGAAAGAUGCUGGUACAUAUUGGCGAACAAUGUUGCCAUUUUCUUAUGCUGUUGUAUCGGGUGCUAUUGGAUCUUGCUCAGUCUUGUUUGCAAAAUCAUUGUCUAAUAUGCUGAGGCUAACUAUGAGCAGCAGAUACGAGUUCCAUAGCUGGUUCACAUACUCAAUUGUUCUGCUGUUUCUGUGUACUGCAGGAUUUUGGAUGGCUAGAUUGAAUGAAGGGCUGUCAUUAUUUGAUGCAAUACUGAUUGUUCCAAUGUUUCAAAUUGCAUGGACCUUCUUCUCUAUUUGUACAGGAUUUGUUUACUUUCAAGAAUAUCAAGUAUUUGAUACUCUCAGGAUAAUUAUGUUUGUAUUGGGCAUGACAUUUGUCUUCUUGGGGAUCUCCUUGCUAGCACCCGAUGACAGUAAAGCAGCUGACACCAAAGAUGGUUUGAGUGCCACCGAGGAAUCCAUAAUUGAUAUGGACAGAAAUGGAAAGAUGCAUAUGGAGGAGACACAAGCAGAUGGUAGCAAUUCCUUUGUAUCUUCUGUAAAAGUAAAGGCAAGACGUGUAUUGUUGAAGGCAAAGUCGGCGUGCUCCAUGUCCCUUGGCCUCGGGGAGGAGAGCAUAAGCGCUUCCUCGGUGCUUGCAAUGCCCAUGGUCUCAUCAAGAACAACUGGCUUCAGAGGAAUCGGAAACGACCGGUCGAAGUAUGUCCCCUUACGAACCACAGAUUGGAGUAAUCUAUAGCCGAUGAUGAUCUAUAGAUACACAGCAAAGGUCUUUACUUUUGAUGUUGCCUACGGAUGCCAGUAAAGUUUUUUGUUGCUCCCGAGGGCAAUUGUCUGUUCUAAGUCAUAGUUAGAUGUAGCCUGGAAGAGUGUAUAGUCCCCCCCUCCUCUUUAAACACUGUCCAUACCCAGGUUGUAAUUCUUGGGAACAGCUGCCCGUACUACAUGUGUAAACAACCCGUUUUAGGAUAAAAACUCAGUGAUUCGAUCCA